Messenger RNA from Acomys russatus (golden spiny mouse), 884 nucleotides. RefSeq names its product RAB39A, member RAS oncogene family (gene Rab39a). Gene Ontology annotation, cellular component: Golgi membrane. The transcript is spliced from 2 exons. The record is from RefSeq and is a predicted model, not a curated record. Gene Ontology annotation, biological process: Rab protein signal transduction. NCBI's taxonomy places the organism in Eukaryota, Metazoa, Chordata, Mammalia, Rodentia, Muridae. Bases 134 to 787 code for a protein of 217 amino acids. Gene Ontology annotation, molecular function: GTP binding; GTPase activity.
UCAGAGGGCGGCUACCAGGCGGCGGCCGCAGCCGCAGGAAAAUGCUGGAAGCGGGCGGGCGCGCGCCUUGGAGGUGCUGAAGGGACAGUUCCUUCGGUAGAACUUGCCCCUGAGCGCGCCGGGUAGGAACGCGAUGGAGACUAUCUGGAUCUACCAGUUUCGCCUCAUCGUGAUCGGGGACUCCACGGUGGGCAAGUCGUGCCUUCUGCACCGCUUCACCCAGGGCCGCUUCCCAGGGCUGCGUUCCCCCGCCUGCGACCCCACGGUCGGCGUGGACUUCUUCUCGCGCCUGCUGGAGAUUGAACCUGGCAAGAGGAUCAAGCUGCAGCUCUGGGACACCGCGGGGCAGGAGCGCUUCAGAUCAAUAACUCGAUCCUAUUACCGCAACUCAGUUGGUGGAUUUUUAGUGUUUGACAUUACUAACCGACGGUCUUUUGAACAUGUAAAAGACUGGCUAGAAGAAGCGAAAAUGCACGUGCAGCCUUUUCAGAUUAUAUUUCUACUGGUGGGACACAAAUGUGACUUAGCUUCACAACGGCAGGUUUCAAGGGAAGAGGCUGAGAAACUGUCAACGGACUGUGGGAUGAAGUAUAUAGAAACCUCGGCAAAAGAUGCUACAAAUGUUGAGGAGUCCUUCACAAUCUUGACAAGAGACAUAUACGAACUUAUUAAGAAAGGGGAGAUUUGUGUUCAGGAUGGCUGGGAAGGGGUUAAGAGCGGGUUUGUUCCAAAUACUGUGCAUUCUUCUGAGGAGGCAGUGAAGCCCAGAAAGGAGUGCUUCUGCUGAUUUCAGCAUGCCAAAGGACCGCCAGACGGGCCGCAUCGUUUCUGGAUAAAUGUCAACAUUUACAGGAGGAUGUGCAAGGAACGAACAUCUACUAAAC